AGUCCUUAUUAUUUGAAAGAUAUCAUCACAUAAACAAUGUAUAUAUAUAUUUCAAGUUGCACUUUUUAUUUUUAUUUUUGUUACAGGUUUGGUGGUGGGGAAAGAUGUCUUGGAACUCAUUAGGACAAGAGCAUGUGAAUCUUCAGCUAGGCCUUCACUUGACAAUGUUUCUAAACAUUCUUUCAUUGAGCUCUCUCACUCACCACAGUCCUACUUAUUUUUAAGUUGUACUCAAUUUUCUCAAGAUGGGCAUUGGAUUGAAGGGCAUAUCUCAAGCCAAGCAUAAACUUCAGAGAACUCUUUCAGCAAGAUAUGGGACAAUUUCAGCCAAUGGUACUAAUGAUGUUCCCAAAGGCCAUUUUGCUGUUUAUGUAGGAGAAUCACAAAAGAAGAGGUUUGUCAUUCCAAUAUCUUACUUGAACCAUCCUUUGUUCCAAAAUUUGUUAAACCGAGCUGAGGAAGAAUUCGGAUUCGAUCAUCCAACUGGUGGCCUCACAAUCCCCUGCAGUGAAGACUACUUCAUCAGUCUAACUUCAUCUCUAAGUUAACUAUAGUUUGUCCUAAUGAAGCCUCUUUUUUAACUUGUAUUUCCUCUUGCUUGGUUAAAAAAAACCGAGACUGAUCUCUAUUAAUCCCAUAUGUGAUGUUUUUGUAAUCUUAAUGAAUUAAAAUUCUUUUAUCAUUACAUCA
Humulus lupulus (European hop) is the source of this 690-nucleotide messenger RNA. RefSeq names its product auxin-responsive protein SAUR21-like. The record is from RefSeq and is a predicted model, not a curated record. NCBI's taxonomy places the organism in Eukaryota, Viridiplantae, Streptophyta, Magnoliopsida, Rosales, Cannabaceae. The transcript has 2 exons. Gene Ontology annotation, biological process: response to auxin. Bases 246 to 548 code for a protein of 100 amino acids.